AUGGGCUCUACCGACUACAGGCUUGAGAAGCUCGAGCAGCCCGUCGAUGUUUCCGAGUAUCUCUUCAGGAGACUUUACGAGGUUGGCAUUAGAUCUGUCCACGGCUUGCCUGGAGACUACAAUUUGGUGUCCCUCGACUAUGUCAGAAAGGCCGGUCUCAGGUGGGUUGGCAACGUGAAUGAGCUCAAUGCUGCAUAUGCCGCGGACGGCUACGCCCGCGUGAAGGGUAUCUCUGCCCUGGUCACUACGUUUGGCGUUGGAGAACUCAGCGCUCUCAACGGCAUCGCCGGAGCGUACGCUGAGCAAGUGCCCUUGAUUCAUAUCGUGGGGUGUCCGUCCACUACAUCCGAAAGAAAUGGCCUCUUGCUCCACCAUACCCUGGGCAACGGAGACUUUAACGUCUUCAAGAACAUGUCGGCUCAGAUAUCAUGCUAUGUCGCAAAGCUUAACAGGCCCAACGAGAUUGCGGACGAGAUCGACCACGCCAUCCGUGAAUGCUGGAUCCGCAGCAGACCCGUGUACAUCAUGCUGCCUUCAGACAUGGCCUCCGAGAAGAUCGAAGGGGCGAGGCUGAAGACACCUCUUGAUAUGUCAGAGUCAGCGAAUGACCCGGAGAAGGAGGACUAUGUAGUGGACGUGAUCCUCAAGUAUCUCUAUGCAGCCAAGAACCCGGUCUUGCUGGUCGACGCCUGCGCCAUCCGUCACCGUUGCUUGGAUGAGGUUAACAGCCUGCUUAAGAAGACCAAUCUCCCGACUUUUGUUGCGCCCAUGGGCAAGGGCGCCGUGAAUGAGCAGGCUCCCAACUAUGGAGGUGUAUAUGCGGGUAAUGCUUCGCACCCCAGUGUGGCAAAGGCCGUGGAGGGUGCAGACCUUGUGCUGUCCAUCGGCGCUCUUAAGAGCGACUUCAACACAGCAGGUUUCAGCUACCGCCUCUCUCAGCUCAACACGAUCGAUCUGCACAGCACACACUGCACCGUCCGCUAUUCCGAAUAUCCCGGCGUCGCCAUGCGCGGCGUCUUGCGAAAGAUCACCGAUCGCAUCGUAACGUCGCAACUCUCCAUCCGUCCUCUAUCUCCUGUGGACAACGGUCCAUCUGCCAACGACAACGACGGCUCCCAGACCAUCACCCAGUCCUGGCUCUGGCCUCGUAUCAGCGGCUAUCUCCGAGAGAAUGACAUCGUCGUCACCGAGACAGGCACCGCAAAUUUUGGGAUCUGGGAAACUAAAUUUCCCCAGGGCGUGACCGCACUAAACCAGAACCUCUGGGGCUCAAUAGGGUGGUCGGUAGGCGCGUGCCAGGGUGCGGCGCUUGCGACGAGGGACACGGGUGACGAGAGGAGAACAAUUCUUUUUGUGGGGGACGGGUCGUUCCAGCUCACGGCGCAGGAGGUGAGUACCAUCAUCCGCCAUCAGCUCCGGGUCACCCUGUUUGUGAUCUGCAAUGAGGGAUACACAAUCGAGAGGUUUAUCCACGGUGCGGAUGAGGCGUACAACGAUAUUGCGACAUGGAGGUUCAAGGACCUGCCGGCCGCGUUUGGUGCACACGAGGGAGAGACGAGGACCUUUGUGGCGAGGACGAAGGCGGAAUUAGAGGCGUUGCUGGGUGACAAGAGCUUCCAAGAGGCGGCCGGCUUGCAGUUUGUCGAGCUAUAUAUGCCGAAGAUGGACGCGCCCGGGCCUUUGAGACUGAUUACUGAAGCGGCUGUGAAGAAUAAUUCGAAGGCAGCCGAGUGAGGAGGAAAGCAUGUGCGAUGGUGUGUCACCUCCACUUUGCCCGGAUGUGUUUGCUUCGUCGGAAAACGAAUGUGCUCGUCUUCUGCGUCCAUUCAUUUUCGCCAAGAAAAGUUACACCAUAUGCAUUAAGAACGGCUCCAAGAUG
This is a messenger RNA of Cryphonectria parasitica EP155, 1879 nucleotides long. Its product is annotated as pyruvate decarboxylase. Gene Ontology annotation, molecular function: magnesium ion binding; thiamine pyrophosphate binding; carboxy-lyase activity. Bases 1 to 1734 code for a protein of 577 amino acids. NCBI's taxonomy places the organism in Eukaryota, Fungi, Ascomycota, Sordariomycetes, Diaporthales, Cryphonectriaceae. The record is from RefSeq and is a predicted model, not a curated record. The transcript has 3 exons.